This is a messenger RNA of Ambispora leptoticha, 471 nucleotides long. Lineage: Eukaryota; Fungi; Glomeromycota; Glomeromycetes; Archaeosporales; Ambisporaceae. The record is from the annotation of a GenBank genome assembly.
AUGUCCUUCUCGACUAACUUUGAACUUGUGCGUUUGAUAAAAACUUGCUAUGGAAUCGAUGUCACAAAGUAUCGAUCAAAGAGAACUGGAUUAAGUGUUGUGCAUAUUGAUGUUGAAGGUCCACUCGUUAAUGGAUAUUUCGUAUUGGCAACCGAAGCUCAUGAUGACGAUGGAUGUCCGCAUACUUUGGAACAUCUGGUGUUUCUAGGCAGCGAACUGUAUCCAUAUAAAGGUGUUCUCGACAUGCUUGCUAGUCGCGCUCUAUCUCAAGGAACCAAUGCAUGGACCGAUACAGAUAACACUUGCUAUACUAUUACUACCGUCGGCAACGAAGGAUUUUUGAAUUUGUUGCCCAUUUAUGUUGAUCAUAUAUUAUAUCCAACAUUAACUGAUAGUGGAUAUGUUACAGAGGUUCAUCAUAUUAAUGGAAAAGGCGAAGAUGCUGGGGUAUUAUAUUAUUCAUUCUAUUAA